Molecule: messenger RNA, 4578 nt
Organism: Caenorhabditis angaria
Lineage: Eukaryota; Metazoa; Nematoda; Chromadorea; Rhabditida; Rhabditidae
Source: the annotation of a GenBank genome assembly
AUGGACACGAAUUUAAUAACAAAUGUGAGUUUUCUUCUCAUUUUUAACAUGAGCAAUGCCAAAAAUUUCAGCAAUUUCUAAAAUCCGUCGCAAUUUUCAACUACACACAUCAGGAUUGUCAGAUGGCUCAGCAGGCGACCACAAAUGCUUUUAUGCAGGUAGAUUUUAGGAUUGCUCAUGUUAAGAGCUUUAUUUUGAGCCUAAAUACGGUAUUGCUCAGGUUAAGAGCUUUAAUUUGAGCCUAAAUACGAUAUUGCUCAGGUUAGGAGCUUUAAUUUGAGCCCAAAUACGGUAUUGCUCAUGUUAAGAGCCUUAAUUUAAGCCUAAAUAAGCCUAGGCUUGUGAGGUCUCAAAUUAAAGCUCCUAACAUGAGCAAUAUCAUAUUUAGGCUCAAAUUGAAGCUCUUAACCUGAGCAAUAUCAUAUUUAGGCUCAAAUUGAAGCUCCAAUGAUACAUCGAAUUUUUCUAGACCCAGAUUUUGCUCUGAAAAUCAUGAAAUUAUUGAUUUUCCGCAUUUUGAUGAUUUUCAGCUCGAAAUUUGAGGCGGAAAUUUUUUUUUCUGAAAAAUUUUGAAUUUUUUGAAAUUUAGGCUCAAAUUAAAGCUCUUAACAUGAGCAAUACCGUAUUUGGGCUCAAAUUGAAGCCCUUAACAUGAGCAAUACUGAAUUUAAGUGGAUUUUUGGGAUUGCUCAUGUUAAGAGCUUUAGUUUGAUACCUCAUAAGCUUAUUUGGGCUCAAAUUGAAGCUCUUAACAUGAGCAAUAUCAAAUUUAAGCUCAAAUUAAAGCUCUUAACCUGAGCAACCCCAUAUUUGGUCUCAAAAUGCUCCCCUUAACCUGAGCAAUCCUAAAAUCUAGUCUAGAACUGAGCCUAACCUUGUUGGAUCUCAAAUUGAAGCCCUUAACAUGAGCAAUACUGAAUUUAAGUGGAUUUUUAGGAUUGCUCAUGUUAAGAGCUCUAGUUUGAUACCUCGUAAGGUUAUGGGUCUCAAAAUGAAGCUCUUAACCUGAGCAAUCCAAAAAUCUAGGGAUAACAUGAGCAAUAUUAAAUUUAAGCUCAAAUUAAAGCUCUUAACAUGAGCAAUAUCAUGUUUGGUCUCAAAAUGCUCCCCUUAACCUGAGCAAUGCCAUAUUUAAGCUCAAAUUAAAGCUCUUAACCUGAGCAACCCCAUAUUUGGUCUCAAAAUGCUCCCCUUAACCUGAGCAACCCCAUAUUUGGUCUCAAAAUGCUCCCCUUAACCUGAGCAAUCCUAAAAUCUAGUCUAGAACUGAGCCUAACCUUGUUGGAUCUCAAAUUGAAGCCCUUAACAUGAGCAAUAUCAAAUUUAGGCUCAAAUUGAAGCUCUUAACAUGAGCAAUAUCAUGUUUGGUCUCAAAAUGCUCCGCUUAACCUGAGCAAUCCCCCAAAACCUUCCAGACAAUCCGCCUGCUCCACAUUUUCUUCUGCACAUUGGGCACCAUCUCCACCUCCCUCUUCAUCUAUGUCCUUCUCAGCUCCACCUCCAAACAUCUCCACCCGAAUCUCCGCGUUUCUCUGGCGUCUCUCGCCUUCGCCGCAUGUCUCGCCUGCCUUCAGCUCAACUUCAUGGCCUUCCAUCAAAUCUGGACGCAUUUCCGCGCCGAAACGCCGUGCGAUCUACUUUUUGACGCGCGGAAAUGUGCCGCGUUCCGCUUUCCGGUUGUGCUAUCGAUUUACGCGACGCUAUGCGCAAUUAUUGUAUUGGCCAUUGAGCGCAGCUAUGCCACGUGGCAAUACCGUACCUAUGAAGCGGAAAAAUCGCGAUUUUUGGGCCGAGUACUUGUGGUGAUACAAUGGAUCGUGUGUUUUGGAUUGGCGACGAUUUCGGUGAUUUUGAGAAGCGAUCACGGAUUUGUGCACUAUUGUACGGCCUAUGUUUCGCACCCCAGAACUGCUGUAAGUGAUUUUUGGGCCUGGAAUUUGGACUGGGCCGGAAAUUUGGGCUCGAAAAGACACCCCAUAAGCCUAUUUUUGCUCCUGGGGCUCAAAAUCCUCCAAAUUUUCAAAUAUUGCUCAUGUUUGGGCUUAAAAUGCUCCAAAUUCCACAGGGAACCUGAAAUUUCAGAAAAAACAUCUGAAAAUUUGAAUUCAGGCUGAAAUUUGGGUUAGAAAGAUAUCUCAUAAGCCUAAAUUUUGAAAAAUUGAAUUUUUGCUCAAGAAACUCAAAGUUUUCUGAAAUUGCUCAUGUUAGAGCUCAAAAUGCUCCAAAUUUCAAGGAGAAUCUGAAAAUUUCAGAAAAAAUAUCUGAAAAUUUGAAUUCGGGCUGAAAUUUGGGUUUGAAAGAUAUCUCAUAAGCCUAUAAACUUUUUGGAAGAAAAUUGCUCAUGUUAGAGCUCAAAAUGCUCCAAAUGUUCUGAAAUUUGGGCUCAAAAUGCUCCAAAUUCCACGGUGAAUCUGAAAAUUCCAGAAAAUUUGAAUUCAGCCUGAAAUUUGGGUUAGAUAAAGACCCCAUAAGCCUAUUUUUGCUCCUGAGCAAGUUUGGGCUCAAAAUGCUCCAAAUUUCAAGGAGAAUCUGAAAAUUUCAGAAAAAAUAUCUGAAAAUUUGAAUUCGGGCUGAAAUUUGGGUUUGAAAGAUAUCUCAUAAGCCUAUAAACUUUUUGGAAGAAAAUUGCUCAUGUUAGAGCUCAAAAUGCUCCAAAUGUUCUGAAAUUUGGGCUCAAAAUGCUCCAAAUUCCACGGUGAAUCUGAAAAUUCCAGAAAAUUUGAAUUCAGCCUGAAAUUUGGGUUAGAUAAAGACCCCAUAAGCCUAUUUUUGCUCCUGAGCAAGUUUGGGCUCAAAAUGCUCCAAAUUUCAAGGAGAAUCUGAAAAUUUCAGAAAAAAUAUCUGAAAAUUUGAAUUCGGGCUGAAAUUUGGGUUUGAAAGAUAUCUCAUAAGCCUAUAAACUUUUUGGAAGAAAAUUGCUCAUGUUAGAGCUCAAAAUGCUCCAAAUGUUCUGAAAUUUGGGCUCAAAAUGCUCCAAAUUCCACGGUGAAUCUGAAAAUUCCAGAAAAUUUGAAUUCAGCCUGAAAUUUGGGUUAGAUAAAGACCCCAUAAGCCUAUUUUUGCUCCUGAGCAAGUUUGGGCUCAAAAUGCUCCAAAUUCUAUAGCAUUGCUCAUUUUAAAGCUCAAAGUGCUUAAAAUUAUCGUUUUUGGGCUCAAAAUGCUCGUUUUCCUCAAAAAAUGAUCAAAUUCGGGCUCAAAAUGCUCCAAAUUCCCAAACAUUGCUCAUAUUAUAUAUCAAAAUGCUCCAAAUUUGCAGGUCUUUUCACUCUGCUUCAUGUCAUCUCUCGAAUUGCUCACCCUAAUCUACUUCAUCCUUCUUCUUCAAUCGAAUCAACGUCGUCAAGUCAACGAAUUUGUCAAUAAAGCGAUGCAUUCUUUGUCGGAACGAUAUCAAUUACAGGAAAAUGUUCGAGUUAUGCGAAUUCUUAUUCCCUCCAUUACUUUGCACGCCAUUUUGGGACUUUUAGGUAAGGCGGUUUUUCGGAUUGCUCAUGUUAAGAGCUUUAAUUUGAGCCUAAAUUUGAUAUUGCUCAUGUUAAGAGCUUUAAUUUGAGCCUAAAUAAGCCUAAGCCUAAGCCUAGGCUUAUUUGGGCUUAAAUUGAUGCUCCUAACAUGAGCAAUAUCAUAUUUAGGCUUAAAAUGACCCUCCUAACCUGAGCAAUCCUAAAUCUAGGCUUGUUAUGGCUCAAAUUGAAGCUCUUAACAUGAGCAAUCCCAAAAAUUCUUCAGGCUUGGGAUCCAUGUUGAUUUUCGCAAUUUUCUACCGUAAUUCCUCGAAUUCCACGUGGAUUAUCGAUUUUGCGCCGUUCAGCGAAGUGGUUUUGCUGAUUUUGCCAAUUUAUGCGGUGAUUUUUCCGAUUGUCGCGAUUUUUAUGAGCAAGCAAUUGAGGAUUAGCACCAGGUAUUGAUUUUCAGAAAUUUUUAGCAUUUUCUUGAUUUUCAGCCCAAAAUUUGGGUCUAGAAAUUUUUUUCUAUGAAAAAUUUUGAAUUUUUGAUUUUUCCGGGCUCGCGGAGCAUCAAAACUCGAGUUUCAAAGGCUGGGACUAGAAAUUUCGAAUUUUUCAUGAAAUUUGGAGUUUUUAGACACCCAUGUUCAUAUGGUUAUGAGAAAUUUUGAUUUUUGUGCUCCGCGAGCCCUGAAAAUGCUCCAAAAUCGAAAUUUCAUCAAAAUAUGGCUUGUGGGGUGUCUAACUUCUGGAAAUUUUAUGGAAAAGCUGAAAAUUUGUGUUGGAGCUCUUGAAAUCCUAGUUUUGUGCUCCGCGAGCCCCGAAAUUGCUCCAAAUUCAAAAAAUUUCAUGAAAAUAUGGCUUGUGGGGUGUCAAAAUUCUGGAAAUUUCAUGAAAAAUCCGAAAAAAUUCAAAUUUUUUUCCAGAAGAACCUUGCCAUUUUUCUUCGCUGCUCAAGAAGACGAAAAAAGUGAAACAUUAUUAGAACCACCUCCGGUAAGUUUUUGGCGCCAAAAAAAAAAUUUCAAAUUUUUUAAAGGCACAUACAGUAAUCGCUAGCCGUCCAAGUCGACAAAUGGAAAAAGAAUCGGAUACACAUUUUGAUCUACUCAAUGAAAUGUGGAAAAAAUGA